Molecule: messenger RNA, 615 nt
Organism: Zerene cesonia (dogface butterfly)
Lineage: Eukaryota; Metazoa; Arthropoda; Insecta; Lepidoptera; Pieridae
Product: glutathione S-transferase 2-like
Exons: 4
Coding region: 1-615 (204 amino acids)
Biological process (GO): glutathione metabolic process
Molecular function (GO): glutathione transferase activity
Source: RefSeq, a predicted model, not a curated record
AUGCCAAAAAUAGUUUUACGCUAUUUCGACGUUCGAGGGCUCGGCGAGGCAAUACGCACUCUGCUCGCAUAUGGAGGGGAGGAUUUUGAAGACAUUCGUUAUACUGAAGUAGAUUGGCCAAAUGUAUUGUCUUCAACACCAUUCAACCAAUUACCUACACUGGAAAUCGAUGGUAAAGUAUACGCUCAAAGCAACGCUAUCGCCCGAUAUCUCGGCCACAAGUACGGCCUAGCUGGGGACAGUAUGGAAGAGUCUCUCGAGAUCGAUCAAAAUGUCGAUUACUUCACCGACUUACGAAGCUCUGCUAUACAAGUGCAUUACGAAGAGGAUCCCGAAGUUAAAAAGAAACUACAAAACAAAUGUUUCAAAGAAACAGCUCCGGCAAUGUUAAAGAAAUUGAAUGAUAUUAUAAGCCGUAAUAAUGGUCACAUUGCAUUAGGAAAGCUUACAUGGGGUGAUUUUGUGUUCGCAGGAGUAUUCGAUUAUUUAAAAUUGAUGUUAGAGUUGCCAGAACUCGAAAAACAAUAUCCUAGUUUCCAGAAAGUCAUCGAUUCUGUUUAUUCUGUGCCUAAAGUGAAAGCAUUUAGUGAUCUAGCUCCUAAAACUGAUGUAUGA